This is a messenger RNA of Chelmon rostratus (copperband butterflyfish), 1647 nucleotides long. RefSeq lists its product as uncharacterized. Gene Ontology annotation, molecular function: protein tyrosine kinase binding; MHC class II protein binding. Lineage: Eukaryota; Metazoa; Chordata; Actinopteri; Chaetodontiformes; Chaetodontidae. The record is from RefSeq and is a predicted model, not a curated record. The coding region runs from base 23 to 1087 and encodes 354 amino acids. The transcript is spliced from 8 exons. Gene Ontology annotation, biological process: interleukin-15-mediated signaling pathway; positive regulation of ERK1 and ERK2 cascade; T cell activation. Gene Ontology annotation, cellular component: external side of plasma membrane; membrane raft.
GAGAUAAGAGAGCGACCGAAUCAUGAUGGCUGAGUUCAAAUGGAUUCAGACUUCUUUAUUUCUGAUGGUGAUGCUUCAGUUCACAGCAGCAGCUGAGACACACUCAGCUCACACUCACUCCUUGACUGUCAGAGUUGGAGAUGACGUCUCUUUGCCUUGUGAAAAUGCAGUGAAAAAGAAGCAUAAAUGUGGCAGUUGUAUCUGGCUGUACAGUGGUUCAAGAAGCCCAGCAGCAGUGGAGCUGGUUCAACUCGGGAAGGUUGUUGAACGUGAUAAACCUUCAUCAGACAGACUGAGUGUUCUACAGAACUGUUCUCUGGUCAUGAAGAAGGUCACAGUCGAGGAUGUUGGUCAUUACACAUGCAGAGAGUUCAGGUCAGGAGGAGAACAAGGUUCAGACUCUGUGGUUCAUCUGUCUGUGAUCAGCAUGACUGAACUUAAGGACACCGAUAAGGUGACAUUAAACUGCUCUGUGGUGACAUAUGAGCGAUGUACACACACAGUGCAGUGGUUGUUUAACGGUAACGAUGUGGAUAAAGAUAACCAGGAUCUCAAGAUGUCACAGUCUUCCUGCUCUGCCUCUCUGCAGUUUCUGUCUUCUCAUUACUUUUACACAUCAAGGUAUGAACGACUCAAGUGUAAAGUGACCAAUGGUAACAAAGUGCAGCAGUUUGACCUCAUCCCUCAGCCCUCAGGCGAGAAACCAGGUGAAGAUGCAACAACUUCAAUAUCAUCAGCACCACCAACAUCAACAUCAAUAUCAGCAGCACCACCAACAUCAACAACAACAACAGCAACUCCAGACGCUCGUACAGAUUGUUCUGUGGUGAACUACAUAAUGUUGGUGAUGCGUGUGGCUGAACUCGUCCUCAUCACUGUGAUCACUGUUCUUCUCAUCAGAGCUCGAGGAAGGCAGAGACCACCUGAUGACAACACUGUUUUAAACUCAGGAGGAAGCAGAACAGCGAGGCGUUCAGGUGCAGCAGCCAGUCAGGUAAAGAUGGUGAAAAAUGAUGAAGAUGAAGAUGAUGGUACCAUGGCAUAUGAAAACCCUGGAGCCACUUCUGCCUCUUUCAGACUCCACUGAUCAACAACUUUCACAUCAACAUCGACUCAUAGUAGACUGCAGCGCAAUUAAAUGACUUCACAUUUACGUCGGCAGCCGAUGGCUUUAGAUAACAAAUUAUAAAAUGUCUGUCGUUAGACGACAACAUUCAAAUCUUGAUUUCACCUCACAUCAGGAGGUUCUCACUGUGAGAAUUAGAAAAUGUCUUUUUCCUGCAUCAUUUGUGAAAUUCUUGAUGUCCUGCAGGUCGGAUCACGGCAGCUGGAUUUCAGCUUCAUUUAACAGGAAAGAUCAUUUAACUCUUGUUGACUUCCUUAAAUCGUCUUCCAGCUGAAGAGUUCAGAUCAUGGUUUUCAGAUUUACUGGUUGUUUUUGAAGCUGCAGCAUCUCGAGGUCAGUUUCAUGUCUCUGCGUCCAGAAGAACUCAUUUGAAUUCACUUCCAUGUCGUAGCAUUGUUGUUAACAUAUUUGUUGAGACGUGUAUGUGUUUGACUUGAAGGGGUCUUCAACCUUAAUGGAGUCAUCAACAGUCUUCUCUUUAUUAUAUCUGUGAACAAUGUCACCUGCAAAUAAAGAAAUAU